Messenger RNA from Rotaria sp. Silwood1, 249 nucleotides. Lineage: Eukaryota; Metazoa; Rotifera; Eurotatoria; Philodinida; Philodinidae. The record is from the annotation of a GenBank genome assembly.
AUGAAUGGUCAAGUUAAAAAACCACAACAACAAUUAUAUCCUCAUAUGAGAAAAUUAUAUAAUCAUGAUACAGAUUUACUUGAAUAUGUAUAUAUUAUUAUGUCAACAGUUAAACCGAAUGAUUCAAUCAAUAAACAACUACAGCAAGAUGAAAUCUUAGGACAGCAACAACAACAUCGUCGUCAACAAACACGUAUUUCAAAACAACGUGCAAAAGUUUUAAUUACAGAAUAUUGUCGAAAUAAAUAG